Molecule: messenger RNA, 1020 nt
Organism: Parnassius apollo (apollo)
Lineage: Eukaryota; Metazoa; Arthropoda; Insecta; Lepidoptera; Papilionidae
Source: the annotation of a GenBank genome assembly
AUGCCAUUAACACCAGCACAAGUUGCACAAGCAGUAGCAUUAAUUGACCAAGGGCUGACACAGCGUGAAGUUGCUAUUGUGCUUAACGUACCACGGUCCUCAAUGCAGUAUUCACUGAAACGAUACCAGGAGACAGGCCGCUACACCCGCAGGCCAGGCAGUGGGGGCGUAAGGUGCACAUCGGCCCGGGACGAUCGUUUUAUUGUUAUGGAGAUUUUGAGAAACCGCUACCUGACCGCUGUUGAGAUACGCCAGCGGCUCCAAAUCGCAAGAGGCGUUAAUGUUAGUGAGCGUACGGUGAGAAGACGAAUGGAGGAAGUGAAUUUAAAAGCUCGUAGACCAGCACGAGGUCCAGAACUUCUCAGACAGCACCGAGUAGCCCGACUUCAGUUCGCAAGAGAACAUGUCAAUUGGACCCACGAGCAAUGGGCUAGAGUGUUGUUCACAGAUGAGUGUCGAAUAGCUUUACGUGCUCCAGACGGUCGAGAACGAGUGUGGAGAAAAAGAGGAGAGAGGUUUCUACCCAUUACCACCACCCAAACUGUGAGUUUCCAUGGAGGCUCAAUAAUGGUAUGGGGAGGUGUAAGUUCCGACGCACGUACAGAGUUGGUCAUCGUCGAUAAUCGGCUUACAGCUACUCGAUACAUCGAGGAAGUUCUUCAGGAGCACGUAAUGCCUUAUUCGGGAUUCAUUGGACACGACCAAUUCCUCCUCAUGCACGAUAAUGCACGCCCGCACGUCGCACAUUGUGUAGAAGAAUAUCUGGAAGAGGUUGGAAUACAAAAAUUACAGUGGCCAGCUCGUAGCCCGGACUUAAAUCCAAUUGAGCAUGUAUGGGGUAUGCUCAAAAGAAAGAUAAAAUCCAGCUCCAAACCGCCACAAACUCUAAAUGAGCUCCGAAAUGCAGCGCUGGCCGCUUGGGACAGCAUACCGCAAGUUGAUGUCAGAAACAUCAUUCAAAGCAUGCCAGAUCGAAUGCAAGCGGUUAUCAGGGCUAGAGGAGGAAACACCCGAUAUUAA